AGAGAAUUUUAGGAUCAAAAGUUUAAAAUUGGGUUAUUGAUAAGUGUACAAAUAAAAAAAAAAAUUGUGAGUACUUUUUACUCAUUUUUAUACUCCGUAUUCCGUAAUAGGCUUUUUCCGUAUAAUGUUGGUCCGUAUUACGGAGUAAUCACUGAUUACUCCACAAUGAUAAGUAAAUCCAUCUACGGAAAAGGACUGAAGUCUCAUUCGUCUGGUCAAGAAAGCGGUAACAAUCAGGCGAAGCGAUGGAACAACUUCCGGUUCAGCCGGUUGUCGCUGUGCUAAUCUCGACGGUGAUUGCCGCCGGAGCUUACUUAAGAAAAUCUCUCGACCUCUCCGGUGCUCUCGCCGGCUUCCUUGUCAUGUCCAUUCACAUAGCCGUCAAUUAUAGGUUUGGAGCGAUGCUGCUUGUGUUCUUCUUUACGUCAUCGAAGUUCACCAAAUUGGGAGAGGAGAGAAAGCGAAAUCUGGAUGCUGAAUUUAAGGAGGGAGGUCAACGCAAUUGGAUUCAAGUUCUGUUCAAUAGUGGCAUUGCAACAGUCAUGGUCUUGAUUGCUUGGAAGUUGAUUGGUACGCAUGACGUGUGUCUUGACUCGAAACAAUCACAAGUCAUCACUUCUUUAAUAGGUGGUAUCAUUGGUCAUUACUGCUGCUGCAAUGGGGACACUUGGUCUUCAGAGCUUGGGAUUCUUAGUAACGAGCAACCUCGUCUAAUUACAACAUUCAAGCGGGUAAAGAGGGGCACAAAUGGUGGAGUGACAAGAGCAGGACUUUUAGCAGCAGCAGUGGCGGGUAGUGUCAUUGGGUUAACAUUUGUUCUCCUAGGAUUUCUAACAACCAAGUGCACCUACAGUGUGGCUCUGAAGCAGCUAUUAGUAAUACCACUUUCUGCUGCGGCUGGGCUCUGUGGAAGUCUUAUAGAUUCUUUACUGGGAGCCACAUUGCAAUUCAGUGGGUUCUGCUCUGUUCGCAAUAAGGUUGUUGGCAAACCAGGACCAACUGUGAAGAAAAUAUCCGGUCUUAGUGUUCUCGACAACAAUGCUGUCAACCUUGUCUCUAUAUUCCUGACAGCUGCGUUGGUUUCAGUUGCUUGUUCAUUCAUAUUCUGAAAUCCUCAAUGUUGGGGGUGAUUUUCAUUUCCUUUUUGCACAACUUUUAAGACUCUCUUAGAGAGUUAUCAUUGGUAGAGUUUGUAAAGAUCCAAGCCAAGGCGUUUUACCCACAAAUUCUUUCGACUAAAAUCUUUCACCGAGCAGCAUACCAUUACGGGGCGUAUACAC
Messenger RNA from Cuscuta epithymum, 1280 nucleotides. The record is from the annotation of a GenBank genome assembly. Lineage: Eukaryota; Viridiplantae; Streptophyta; Magnoliopsida; Solanales; Convolvulaceae.